Messenger RNA from Lachnellula hyalina, 831 nucleotides. RefSeq names its product Fluoroacetate dehalogenase (gene fac-dex). The transcript has a single exon. The record is from RefSeq and is a predicted model, not a curated record. Bases 1 to 831 code for a protein of 276 amino acids. NCBI's taxonomy places the organism in Eukaryota, Fungi, Ascomycota, Leotiomycetes, Helotiales, Lachnaceae. Gene Ontology annotation, molecular function: hydrolase activity.
AUGUUCGAAGGCUUCAAAGAAUUCAACAUCGCCGUCACCCCAGAUGUCACAAUCCACGGCAUCAAAUCCGGGACCGGCCCACCUCUCCUCCUCCUCCACGGCUUCCCACAAACCCACCACAUCUGGCACAAGAUAACCCCCUCCCUAACCCCCUCCUUUACAGUAAUAGCGCUCGACCUCCGCGGCUACGGCCGCUCCUCCAAACCCCCCUCCUCAACCCAGCAAAACCACGCACCGUACUCCAAAUCCGUAAUGGCAUCUGACUGCAUCUCCGUCAUGUCCUCUCUCGGCUUCAAGAAAUUCAGCAUCUGCUCUCACGACCGCGGUGCACGCGUAGCGCAUAAGCUGUGCGUCGAUUCCCCGGCGUCCGUGGAGCGGGUUAUGCUUCUAGACAUCGCGCCCACGCUAGCCAUGUUCGAGAAGACAGAUAUGCAGUUCGCGACCGCGUACUACCACUGGUUCUUCCUGAUCCAGCCGUCGCCGUUCCCGGAGACGCUUCUCAUGAACCAGAAGGAGGUAUUCGGGCGGCGGUUUUUCGGCGGCGGGUAUGCGGGGAUGAGUGAAGACAGGGGGUUUUGGGACGAGCAGGCGUUGGGGGAGUAUAUGAGGCUUUUUGAAGAUGGGGAGGGGGUUCAUGCUAUGUGUGAGGAUUAUAGGGCUGCGGCGACGAUUGAUCUUGAGGAGGCGAGGAAGGAUCGCGGGGAGGGGAGGAAGAUCAUGUGUCCGGUUAGGGUGUUGGUUGGGGCGAGGGGGGUGGUGGCGACGAAGUUUGAUUUCUUGAAGGAGUGGAGGGAUGUUAGUGAGGGGGUGGUGACGGGGGGAGGCUGUUGA